Molecule: messenger RNA, 1140 nt
Organism: Aureobasidium subglaciale EXF-2481
Lineage: Eukaryota; Fungi; Ascomycota; Dothideomycetes; Dothideales; Saccotheciaceae
Exons: 1
Coding region: 194-1096 (300 amino acids)
Source: RefSeq, a predicted model, not a curated record
ACGGCCUCGUUCUGCGGCGACUCGUGCCGCUUGAUUGGCUGCCGCUUUUUUCCACGACAAAGACGCCAAGGCCAGCAAACAGCCCGCCGCCAGCUGCGAAGCGGCCGUCAAGAGAAGGUCAGAGAGGCCAUCGAACAGUGCAGAGCAGCAGGAGGCCGACUGAUCACAGCUCACCCAACCACACACACAACAGAUGCCUGUCCGUCUACCACAGGCCGCCGGCCUCUACAAAUGCCCCUCGUGCUCCGCUCGCUCCUUCUCUCUCUCGUCACGGCAGCUGGCUCUCGGUCCUGAAUCUCCUCGCUACAUGGACAUCCCCCAGCCCCCGCAACAGACUCUCCCGGACAAGACGCGUCUCAAGGGUAUCCUGCCCGUCCCUCGCAAUGUCUUUGCUGGCCAAGACCCGAAAGAGCCCCUCAAUCUGGACAAGGCCACCAAGGAGCCCGCCCAUCAACCAUCUCACAAUGACCCUCGCUCUCUCUGGAAGGAGCGCAUGGCUGCUUCGCGAAGGAAGAACCUGAAGGAGGGUCUGCACGCCCUGCAGUACCGCAGAAUAAAGUCCGACGACUACAGGGCUACCCGCGCCGCCGCCCGACAACAGGAACGUGAGGCCCGUCUGCAUCGUCCCGAGCGGGAAGACGAUCGUCUGACCGCUCCUUCGGUCGACAACAACCUGCUUGCCCUCUUGAAAAGGGGUCCCCUACAAGACCCCGACAGAGAUGCUCGUCUGGCCGACAUGCGCCAGCGGGAAGCCAGCAAGCAGGCCGCUCGUCAAGAAGACCGCCGCGAUGCUCUGCAUUCUCUCUACGUCAAUGCCCGCGAAUUCAUCGUCAACGACGCUCAGCUUGCCACUGCUAUCGACAAGGCUUUUGGUACCGUCGAUCAGCCUCGCGGCUUUGGCUCAAACUCUGCCAGCAUUUGGGACGUGGGCCCUCCCAGCACCAUUGUAGACAUGCUCAAUUCGGCAACUGGCAAGGGCAUUCGUGGCGGUGCUCUCAGUCAAUCUUCUGUCAACAGAGACCAAGCCUUGACUGCUGCGAGAGUCAGGAGAAUCGCUGCUGAGCUGACUGGAGGCCAAUUGCCCUCAAAGUCUUAGACUGCUUGUAUAAUAUCCUCCUUUUUCCACCUUCUUUCAUCCAC